Messenger RNA from Porites evermanni, 597 nucleotides. NCBI's taxonomy places the organism in Eukaryota, Metazoa, Cnidaria, Anthozoa, Scleractinia, Poritidae. The record is from the annotation of a GenBank genome assembly.
AUGAACAAUUCUAACAAAAAUACUUUGAAUUUGCAGCUCGUGCUUCUUUCACUUUUUGUGUUCAUAACACGUUUGCCUGGUACAAAGCAGGACGACGACAAUUCAUCGCCAUGUAGCACUCCAGUCACGGUCGAAGACGCCAAGGCGAAGUUACAGGCAAAUGGCGUAACUAUCAACAAAAACUACAUGGCGUUCACUUUGGCAGAAGCAAAAUUAAACUUCAAAAAUCUUAUCACUAUGGAACCUAUGAAUUUUUCAUCGAUAGUAAAACAGAUAGUGAGUCCUUUAGGCCAUAUGACCGACAUUACAGGCUGUGAUCCAGAUGACAAAGUAGCCCCAUAUUCUUGCAGGAGGUGCUCGGCAAUCACUACACUAGGCGAGAACAUAUACCCUAAAAUUUUCAAUACAAUUGUCUGCGACGACACACCUAGUCCGGUUCCUUGCGGUCCUCAAAAUCAGGGGACAUGUAAAGGAUUUGGUAAAACCCAGACGCUGGUGAAGUAUGAUCCAACGAAAAAGUGUGAUUCUUCAGGAAAACCACCCUUUGACGACUAUCCAUUCGAAUUGACGGUGUGCUGUGGAUGCGAAUUAUUUUAA